CUCCCUCGAAGGCCGGUCUCACAAACGCACACGAACCUUCAAUUUGUAUACUAUAAAGAGCCACUUGUUGAAUCAACGACAUUAUUCGAUUAUCAGACGUCGAUAACACACUAUCAAAAUGUUUAAACUAUUCCUGUUCGCUUGCUUCCUGGCCGUCGCUGCCGCCAAGCCUGCCAUCGUGCCCGUGGCAUACACAGCAGCGUACACUGCUCCCGUGGCAGCCGCGUACACGGCUCCCGUUGCAGCGGCGUACACCGCUCCCGUUGCGUACUCAGCGUACACCGCACCUGUAGCCUACUCCGCCUACAGCUACGCUUCCCCAUACGCUUACUACCUUCGUUGAAAAUCUUAACAAAAUAUGAACUCGAAAUCCGACAUUCAGCAAAUAUGUUAUUAAAUGAGUGAACUGUUUA
Messenger RNA from Colias croceus (clouded yellow), 413 nucleotides. Its product is annotated as pupal cuticle protein C1B-like. The transcript has 2 exons. The record is from RefSeq and is a predicted model, not a curated record. NCBI's taxonomy places the organism in Eukaryota, Metazoa, Arthropoda, Insecta, Lepidoptera, Pieridae. The coding region runs from base 119 to 343 and encodes 74 amino acids.